AUGGAUGUGGGCAAUGAACCCUUACCUUACGGGCAAAACACACAACGAGUAGUAACAAGAGAAUCGAGUAAUGAUUUAGAUAAAAAACGUCCCCACUCUUCAGAAUCCGAAGAUGGGGAAGAAAUAAGUAAACAGAUAAGACUAAGUAAUACAAGUAACUCAAACAAACAGUAUCUUCCUACGCCACUUUUCCUUGUGUUUAAACACAAAUACGAGAGCGACAAUCUGUCCAAAGUGAGUCCCUUUGUGAUCAACAAGGCAUUAGUCGGAGCAGGCGGUUCGCCGUCAUCGGUCAGGAAACUUCGUAACGGAACUAUCCUGGUUGAGGCGGUAAACGCUCUACAAGCUCAGAAGUUCCUCUCCAUGAAGACUUUUUACGAUCAGGUAGAAAUCACUGUACAGCCUCAUGAAUCUCUAAAUUGCAGUAAGGGAAUAGUUUUCAGUCGCGAGAUGCUGUGUUGCUCAGAAGCGGAACUGAAGGAAGAGUUAAAGGAUUCUCUCGUCACUGAUGUGGUGAGAAUAACGAGGGUCGAGAAUGGUGUACCAACACCCACACCAGGUCACAUUUUGACCUUCGCCCUCCCUCACCCACCAGCCACGAUUAGAGCAGGAUACCUUUCUCUUCAAGUUAAACCUUACUUCAGAAAUCCCCAAAGAUGUUUCAGAUGCCAGCGUUUCGGACAUUCGAGCAAAACAUGCAGCGGCUUAGAGACAUGUAGCAGAUGUGGUCAAAGUGGCCACAAUGACAAAGAUUGCACAAGCGGAGAAGAGCACUGUGUGAACUGUAAGGGCAAGCAUUCUUCAAGCUCUCGCAGUUGCAAGAUUUAUUUGGAGGAGAAAGAGAUAUUGAAGUUAGUUACACUAGAAAAACUGUCUUUUGGCGACGCCCGUAGGGAGUAUAGGAGACGACUUGGACAAACUCCAAGAAAAGACAUCUCCUACUCUCAGGCCGCUUCUGCUCCUCCAGCCCAGCCCGCACAGUGCUCCUCCUGCUCCGCUCUGGAGGGCAUGGUGCGAGAACUCACUAAACAGGUCGCUGCCUUGGUGCAGCAGUUAAAUGCCAAGGCCUUGCCGCAAACACAAGCGAGUAGUCAUACUACUUCUGUCCCCGUAGCACAGGGACCCCCGAAACAAACAGGAGCCAUUCCCAGGCCAGUUUCUGUGUCCGUGGCACCCGCUAAAGGUAAAGAACGACCAUCUAACCAUUCCAAAACGGUGGAGGAAAGGAAGUCUCUCCAAGAGAGACUUAAAACCCAAAUCCGAUCGAAAGCUCAGGCGAGAACAAAGGGAAGCACUGUUUCACCCCCACUCCCAGCUCUUCUCAACUUUCCAUAG
Homalodisca vitripennis (glassy-winged sharpshooter) is the source of this 1335-nucleotide messenger RNA. RefSeq lists its product as uncharacterized. Gene Ontology annotation, molecular function: zinc ion binding; nucleic acid binding. The coding region runs from base 1 to 1335 and encodes 444 amino acids. The transcript has a single exon. The record is from RefSeq and is a predicted model, not a curated record. NCBI's taxonomy places the organism in Eukaryota, Metazoa, Arthropoda, Insecta, Hemiptera, Cicadellidae.